AUGGCUUACGUGUGGGCCAAUUAUAUGGGCCAAGCCCAACGUAUGAAGCUAGCUGGAGUCUGUGCGAAAGAGAGAAUAGAAGUAGUGGAGCCGGAGAAGAAAAUGAUAAAGUUUAGGGUUUUAGAGGGAGAUAUAAUGAAAGAGUUCAAGAGCUUUGUGAUUACGAUCCAAGUUACCCCUAAGCAAGGAGGGAGUGGAAGUAUUGUGAGGUGGCACUUUGACUAUGAGAAGAUUGAUGAGAAUGUGUCUCACCCUGAGACUUUGCUCCCUUUCUUUGCCGAGAUGAUCAAAAAGAUAGACGAACACCUCUUGUCCGAGGAAUGA
Messenger RNA from Eutrema salsugineum, 324 nucleotides. Its product is annotated as MLP-like protein 31. The record is from RefSeq and is a predicted model, not a curated record. NCBI's taxonomy places the organism in Eukaryota, Viridiplantae, Streptophyta, Magnoliopsida, Brassicales, Brassicaceae. The coding region runs from base 1 to 324 and encodes 107 amino acids. The transcript is spliced from 2 exons. Gene Ontology annotation, biological process: defense response.